Messenger RNA from Cladocopium goreaui, 1488 nucleotides. Lineage: Eukaryota; Dinophyceae; Suessiales; Symbiodiniaceae. The record is from the annotation of a GenBank genome assembly.
AUGGAGACAUCGCGUGGCUUGCGCAAGAGGCGCCUCUCGCCAGGGAUUUCAGUGGCCAAUGCCAAACGGCAACGCAGACAGUCGGGUCUGGUGGACUUUUUGAGGCCCAGCCAGGCAGUUGGGGAGGCAUGGCCUGUGUCAGACUUGCGAGCCUUUGACGCUCCCACAGAACCUUUUUGUGAGAUCAACUACGGUCCCCUCCUCCGUGAUGUGUUGCGUGCGCGCGGCUGGCGAUAUAGCACUGAACCAUGCCACGGUGUCUAUGACAAGGAAAGUGAGAAGAGCACAUUCUACAUCAAGGAGUUUGAGGCCUGCUUGAGGGGCAAGACGCCAGCGCAACUUUUUGGAAAGGCUGGAGCUUCUGAAGAUGGCUAUCGCUUGCAGACCCUCAAGUUGCCAAGGCAUGCUCUCUGGAUGCUGGGUCGCCUCCCUUACCGAGUUCCGGGAACCGCACGGGACCAGUGUCGCGACCGUGAGGAUUUUGUACAGCUGGUCAUGGAGCAUGGCGAAAACCUUCCGGGCAAAGCGGGCAACUACCGCAUCGCCAAGUUCCCAGGCACAGAACGGAUCCUGUUCAAGACCAAUUUCUCCAAGGCCUUCAAAGACAAAGCUUGGUAUCCAAGGACCUUCAUUCUUCCGGAAGAGAAGGUGGAUUUCCUGCGCACACUUCGUCUGCGGCCGCGCAGCUUUUGGAUCGGCAAGCCACGCAACGAGUACGGCGGAGCCGGCAUUUGCGUCUUCAAGGCGACGGAUCAGGCUUUGAGGCGCAGUGUGCGAGAGGCCAAGUGCGGCAGAUCCAUUGUGCAGCAGUACUUGGCAGAUCCCUUGCUGAUUGGGGGCUACAAAUUUCACAUGCGCAUCCAUUUGGUCAUCACCAACCUGUCCCCCCUUGAGGCUUUCGUGCAGGAGAACGGGCAGUGCCUCUUCGCCACCAAACCCUAUCGCCUUUCCGAGAAGACCUUGGGGAUGAGCUUUGAUCCUCCAGUGCAUGUGACCAACAUGGGUUUGAACGCCAUUGCCGAAAACAAAGAAAACUUCUUGAAGGAGAAGCCGGUGAUCGGCAAGGGGCAGCAGAUCCGUGUGCGAGAGCUCAUGGCUCACCUGGCAGGAUUGGAUCCCAACUUCGACAAGGCAGCCAUUUGGCAGCAAAUCCUGGACAUUGGACUGGAAACUGCUGAGUACAUUGCGCAUGCCACCGGAAGGCGUUUCAAGCUGCUGCCGGAUCGGCACUUCGAAAUCUUUGGAAUGGAUCUGAUGCUGGACAAAAAGAUGAAGGUUUGGAUGUGUGAGGUGAAUACAGAUCCUGGACUGGGUUAUCCCGACAAAGAAGUUUUGGGAUCCCCGAAUCCGGACUACAAGAAGGAACUCACGGCUUGCGCCGAGACGUUGCACGACCUCUUCACUUUGCUGGGCCUCGAUGCGGGCGCUGAGCAAGGCCAAGGUUCUUUGCGUCACUGGUUUAAGCUGCAGAGGAAGGCGCUGAAGUGA